AUGGCGGGCGUGUUAUCCACGCAUACCAAACAACGCCUCGACGAGCUCAUAGCGAGAGGGCUGCAGUCCAGCACCGACGGCGUCAACGCGAUUUUCUUGGAUACAAUCGAGAUUCUCAAGGGAGAGCACCUCAUCAGGCUUGUGAGGAAUGAGAACGCUGCGAAGUUCUUCGCGCACCCGAGGAACAGGUUCGGCCUCGGGCUCAGCCCGCACCAGGCCCAUCGGGCUGGCGCGAAGAUAUGCGGCAUCGGUGCAGAUAAGGCUGCAUUGACCAAUGCCUUCGCCAUCGGGAUGCAGGUGGAAGGCCCGAUGCGACAGGCAGCGGUGGACUUCAACCGCAGCGUCAUCACGCGGAGCAACGGCAUGCUUGCUCAACCCACGGGGCAGGAAAUGUACCUCGCGGUCGGGCGCGGCCAUACGGUGGCAUUCUGCAGGGCGGCCCAAGCUGGAUGCAGCACGCCCAAUGAGAAAAUCAAGGACGGCAGCGGCACCAUCGACAUUCAGAAAUUGUUCAAAGACAAGGUUUUCAAGUCCAUGAUCCAAGACGGGUGGGACUGGUGGAUCAUAUCCGCGGUCGUGGACAGGGAAUGCCCUCGGCACGCCGAUCUCGCGCAGAAGGCACUCAAUGCAAACAACCACGUGGCGUCCCUCAUCGGGGAGGUGGAGGCCGCGCAGAUGAUGGCGGAGUAUCUGAAGGACGGGGACCAGGCAGACGAUAACCUGGAGGAGAUGGCGCAGGAGUCCGUGCGAUCCAUGGGGUGUCCGUGUUCCCCCUACGUGGACAGCAUCAUUAAGUUCGUUCGGAUUUACGCUGGAGGGAUUGGCGCCCCCCACAUCCAGUUCAUCGACAAGGUUGCCAAGCAGUUCCACGCCACUGGAGUCACGUUCUACGACAGCAGUGGGCAGUACCCCCUCAUCAGGAACGCGAUGGUGCUGGCCAACCUCACAUCGAACACCAGGGAGGACGGAAUCGCAAAGCUCUUGUCGAGGACCGACGUGGUGAAGGUCGCGUCCAAGGCCAAGGCGGAGACAGCAGCUGAGUGCGAAGCAACCCUCAGGGCCGCUGCAAUCAUCGUCAAAUUCUUGAGGGGCGGCGGGAAGAUCAAGCCAGACGACGAGUUGGGCCCCCUUGGUCGCAUAUGGGUUCGCGUGGCGCUGUACGCCACCGACAAGGGGAACAAGGGCGACGAAGCAAGACCGAUGGAGUUGCCCGACAUCCAGUCGCAGUUCCUCGAUGAGCUCUCCGCGGCCGUCGGGGCGGAGGUCACGUGCGACUCAUGGGAGUCCGCCUGGAAAAAGACUGGCUACUCUAAGAAUGCGGAGGACGCCGGCGCCAGUGCAGCGCCGUGCAAAAAGCCAAAGGUCGUUGCAGAUAUGCAGGACCACGAGGACCCUGCCUGGAUCUGCUCGCAGAAGGGGAUCUUCCAGGGAUGCAUCGUGAUCAAGAAGGACGCCGCGGGGGACCCUGAGGGCCUUCACAAGCUAGUUGGGUUCGCCGAUGGGGUCCAGCUGCAGCAGUUGUUGAGUUACGUGGGUGCGCAGAACGGGAUCGCGUUUUCGAUCGCAGUGAAGGGGUUUAUGGAUAAGUGGACCCUGUACAACGGGACUGCGCUGCCCAAGCACUGGGUUGACGGCGAGAGCCCGACGGCCUGCCCAGGCACCGUGUAUGCAUGGGGUACCGAUUGGACUAAGGCGGGGCUGUUCAUCGCCAUCCACGAGAUAUACGAGGCCCAUGAUGACUUGAAGUUUUUCAGAUGCCCCGACGUGGUCAUGACCAAGAGGGAGUUCAAGAAGGGCGCCCUCGUCCUGGCUCCGAUGGUGCCGCUGUCCAACAUCUCCCUCAAGAAGACCGCGGGGGCAUGGGGCCUCGGCAAGCACAACGCGGGCAAGCAAGAGUUCUUCGCGACCAAGCCCGUCAGGCAGCCUGCCACGGCGGAGAUCGACGCCUCGUACGGCAUAAGCGCCUUCUGGUGGGUGAAGACAUCAGGGGAUACCAAGGCCGUCAACAUGCACACCAAGAUCAUGGACCACCUCGGCGUGUCAAUCCCGUGCUUGUGCAACACCACGAGGGCGAUCAAGGCUCACGAGACGUUGGUAUGCUUCAAGAAGUGA
Prorocentrum cordatum is the source of this 2112-nucleotide messenger RNA. The record is from the annotation of a GenBank genome assembly. Lineage: Eukaryota; Dinophyceae; Prorocentrales; Prorocentraceae.